CUCGCGACCCACCUCCACCACUCGUGUCCCCGCCAUGGCUGAGCAGGCACAGUCCGACGACGCCCUGCGGCCGCAGUCCUCCGCCGCCGGCGAGCUCGAUGCGCUCUCGACGCUCUCUCUCUCGCUCUCCAACCUCGUCUCCAUCGCCGGCGCCGCGCUCUCGGCCCUACCACUGCGCGCGCUGCCGCUGCAGAUCAAUGCCGCCCUGCCCGUGCAUGCGCCGCCCGACGCCACGGCGCACAUGUAUGCGCCGCCGGCAAUGAGCGCCUUCAUCGACGAGCUCGGCGCAGACCUCACCACCGAGGCCGAGCGUGCGCGCGACAUCAUCGCGCGCCUCGACGUGCGCGAGACGGACGACGAGGCCGACGCGCGCGAGCUCGAGCAGCUCGAGCAGGAGAUGCGCGCGGCGAACGAGGAGUUUGCCAGCGCGGCGCAGGAUGCUGCGGACCUGCGCGACGAGCUGCGUGCCCUCGUCACUGCCACGGCCGCCGAGCACGCCCAGGCGCGGGCCGAGCUCGCUCGCGCUGCCGAGCCGGCGCCGUCUGGCGAAGCGAAGGCAGAACUCAACAGCUGAGCGUCUCGCUUGUACGCUGCGGUCGACAAGCGCAGUCCUCGCUAGAAGGCUCAGGUGGGCGCGAUCCUUCUGGCGUACUGGGCACGUCACGCACGCGGCGCGCGCGGCACGCCCUGCACACCUUUCCGCCAGAGUGCACCCUCACAGCGGCACGCAAAGCCAGCUCGGCGACGGGCUCUGUGCUCGCGAGCUUUCUGGGAGCACUAAGACUGUGCAGAGACACAAGAGCUGCGCGUUGCCGCUCAACCAAGUCCGGCUUGCACACGCGCAAUCUUCGGCGCUGCUCGACUCAAGCAGCAGCACGCGCUUCUCCUCUUGCCCACGAAGCACAGGCGCUUCAGUCGCGGCACCACAUGUAUUGCACAGGCAGCAGCCAUGCGAGGAGACAGAAAUGCGAAUGGGUUGGAGAGGGAAUGUCCCGUCGCCCAGGCCAGCGCCGUGCACAGAGCAGGCACGGCGCCGUCGCGCACAACAACAUUGCACGCGGGCCAGACAGUCGGGGAUCGUGGGCACUCUGCCUCCCAGC
This is a messenger RNA of Tilletiopsis washingtonensis, 1100 nucleotides long. RefSeq lists its product as hypothetical. The transcript has 2 exons. Lineage: Eukaryota; Fungi; Basidiomycota; Exobasidiomycetes; Entylomatales. The record is from RefSeq and is a predicted model, not a curated record. The annotation marks the transcript as partial.